UGCACAAUUUUCUCUACCUAAAACUAAAAGCUCCAUUUCCUAGCCAUGUCCUUCGAUUCCGAUCAUCGACUCUCCAUCCUCAAAUUCAUGUAAUCGCCUCCUUUAUUGCCACCAAUCAAAUCAUGUGUCACUUCACCGUUUGAAUUUCUGUACUUCUGCGGAUCUAAAUCGAUUUUUUGCGAUCCAAUCGUUUUUUGUUUAGGGUUUGGUGGUUGAUUUUCUUUUCGUUUUGGAAAUUAGGGUUUGAAGAGCAUCGAACAAUGCCUUCGGUGCUGUCACUCGAAUUUAUUACUAGCCCUUUGGUUACCUCUUUCUAUGGUGGUCGGUCGUGUUCUCAUCGUCUCAAACGUCGCCUUAUGAAAGGUGAUCGUCGUGGUAAUCUUAGUUAACAAUCAGCCUAGUUUUGUGUUUCUCUCCGUCUCAUUAGCAUCUGUAAUAUUUUUAUUCGGGUUGUCCUUUCUACAUCUGCCGUGUUUUCUUCUACAUCGCCUUACUGUUUCUGAUACGGUCUAUUAGCUAUAUCUGUUUAAUCUGAGAUCGAUCGAUAAGUGAAAACCGCCUUUAAGACAUACGGGAUUGUUUGGAUUCGUUUCUUCGUGGGAGAAGUUUGGUCUAUCCAGAUCUAACUUACGGGUAAAAGUUAACUGGUGCACCCAGUUAUCAAGUUAUUGUGGAAUCCUCGAUUUAUUGCAAACCAUUGCAACUCUUGGUUGAUGCCAAUGGACAUUUGCUCUCACAUUGUAUUGCCAGUUACUGAUGAUGUAAAAGAUCUUUAUGGGUUGUGUAUGCACACACUUGAAUCUAGUCAUAGAGUCACGAAAGCUCUAUGUGAGGAUGAACUCAGCAAUGGUGUGACCGAGUUUCUGAACAUUCAAGAUGACAGAGAGGAGGAUUCCGGCUCCUCACUGCCUUUUAAAAAUUCCGAGUUUCAAAACAAAGAUGCUUGUGAUGAUUCUCAUCCAAGCAAAAUAGCGACUCAGACUCCUGAAGAGUAUCUUUGCAAGUGUGCAACAUGUCCUUGUUCAUGUAAGACCUUGUUAUCUCCUCCAGGUGUCGUUGCUAGUGAAGUAUCCACAUACGAUGACAAGGUUAAAUCUCUUGGUCCAUCUGCCUUUUGUUCCAAAUCUGUUCCUACCCAUUUAAAGCCUGUAUCUGCCAUGAAAGGCAGCCGCGAGAAACGGGGAGCUGCUCCACCUGUAAAGCUGACAGUGAAGUGGGCUCCAGAUGUGUACGAUCCCAUUCCUACUUCAGUGUCGCACGUUGUAACAAACAACAAGUCUUCUCGGCAUAGCAAGAAGAAUUCAAAAAACAAGCAAAAGAACGCCAGCAAAUCAUCAUCAUCACGCGGGAGCAAAGGUAAAGACAAGAAGCAAGUUCGAAAACGUGGUGGAAGAUCUUCUUCCAGCAUGGGUUACAAGUUGGCCGAGCACGAAGAGGAGGAGGUGGCUGAUUUUCGUGAGCACGAGCCUGAGCCAAGUUCGAUCGGUUUUCAUGAGCAAUUCUGUGGAAGUAGCUUUCUGAAGAGACAUGGAACGAGCUUGCAUCUUUCGUCAGUUGCGGAGGCUACCUAGAUGGCUUUUGGGCAGCAAUCCUGGUUCGUAUUCCUUAUAUGUAAAUAAAUAAUAAGAUUGCAGUUUUUUGUUGGUUGAAAAUUGCUACUAUGAGUCUUCCCUACUUCAAUUUUUGUAGAUAUUGUGUUCGAUAUUCCACGGGGUUGUCUCCAUGGAAUACAAGAAUGGUAGUAUGGUACGAAGCCAUGGAUCUCUUUUUCCUUUGGCAAAUGGUGGUUGUUUUAUGAGCUUUCAA
This is a messenger RNA of Cynara cardunculus var. scolymus (artichoke), 1806 nucleotides long. RefSeq lists its product as uncharacterized. Lineage: Eukaryota; Viridiplantae; Streptophyta; Magnoliopsida; Asterales; Asteraceae. The transcript has 3 exons. The record is from RefSeq and is a predicted model, not a curated record. Bases 714 to 1571 code for a protein of 285 amino acids.